AUGCGUUGCGAAGACACUGGAAAAGAUCUCAAGGCUGAGGCAAGUUUCGAAGUAUUUUUCGGCGUGCGAUCCGUAUCUGCAACUGCAUUACAAGAAGCUAAAAUUACGGUCAAGUACAGAGACCUACAUAACAGCACAUUGAGGCACUCAUCUGAGCCUAUAAUUAGCAACCUACCUGACUUUGCCCACAUAUGCCAAAGCGUCACAGAGUCCCUCGAUCAGCGAAAUUGCUUGCAUUUCGCUCUCGAGAAUGGGAUAUUUCAGAGGCUUCGCCCGCAAUUAAAGACAUUUGGUAGCGACCCCCGCAGUACAGAUACCGGAGACAGCUCUGGCGCCACGAAACACAUGGUUCAUCCCAACGCCAGUGUACUAGCUCUGGGCAUACUUUUGUGCGAGCUUCACUAUUGCACACCUGUGGAGCUGAUAGCAAAGGACCCGCAUGUCGUCAGAAAGGUUAAUAAUGAUUUUUAUACCUGUCUCGAUAAGCUUCAGACUCUGGAAGACGACGCUGGCGUAGACUACUAUCUCGCUACGAAGGCAUGCCUUACUGGGGAGUACUAUCCCCUUGGACAGCACGCUGACUUCGAGGAUGUCAGCGUUCAGCGGCUCUUCUACCAAAACGUCAUCAAACGACUUGAGGCCAAUGAAUUCUGCUGGGGCUCUAUCGGUCGAGAAGUUGUCCGCGUCCAUACAGGCAAGAUCGAUUCCUCUAAUGCAAACAAUACAGCAAGAGCAGAUCUGCCUCGUUCAAUGUCUGACGCUGCGCCCCCUUCUUCGGGAUCACAAGCUUAUAGAUACCUCGUCGAGCCGUCAGAGAAGAGCUUGUACUUUUUUGAUGUAAGUCACCAGACGGGUCCUGCACAAGAGAAUUCACUCUCGGAAAAAUGGAUGAACAAUCUGCUGUCCUCGAUCUAUCCCUAUGUUGACCCUGAUUUCGACCUUGCCGAACCGGUGCGAAUAGCGAUUUUGGACUCCGGACUCGACCCUGAAAAUCCAUUCCUGGUUGAGGAUCAGCAACGGGCUAACCCACAAAUCAAGGACGCACGAAGUUUUGUAUAUAGAACAGAACCGCACGACAUUCAAGACGAGAUCGGACACGGCACUCAUGCUCUUGGCCUUCUUCUUAAAGUUGCCCCAGGCGUUGAGAUCUAUGUCGCCAGAAUUGCGCGACGAGAGACUCUGGAUCCUAAUACCUACGAUGACAUUGCAAAGGCAAGGCUGUCUCUAUACUAUAGCAUACUUUUUGGACUGACCUAA
This is a messenger RNA of Aspergillus affinis, 1257 nucleotides long. Its product is annotated as intracellular serine protease. The record is from RefSeq and is a predicted model, not a curated record. Lineage: Eukaryota; Fungi; Ascomycota; Eurotiomycetes; Eurotiales; Aspergillaceae. The transcript has 7 exons. Gene Ontology annotation, molecular function: serine-type endopeptidase activity. The coding region runs from base 1 to 1257 and encodes 418 amino acids. Gene Ontology annotation, biological process: proteolysis.